Messenger RNA from Truncatella angustata, 585 nucleotides. Its product is annotated as translation initiation factor SUI1. The coding region runs from base 1 to 585 and encodes 194 amino acids. The transcript has 2 exons. Gene Ontology annotation, biological process: translation reinitiation; formation of translation preinitiation complex. NCBI's taxonomy places the organism in Eukaryota, Fungi, Ascomycota, Sordariomycetes, Amphisphaeriales, Sporocadaceae. Gene Ontology annotation, molecular function: mRNA binding; translation initiation factor activity. The record is from RefSeq and is a predicted model, not a curated record.
AUGGCAGAUACAGAGUCAGAAGUCGGAGGCGAACUUCAAUCCCGCCACGUAGCAUACUGUGGCGUCUGCACACUCCCCCCGGAGUACUGCGAAUACGGCGGUACGGUGAAGAAAUGUCAAGAAUGGCUCGAGAAGGCCAACCCCACGCUGUACGCGCAGAUCUGGUCUCCCGAAGCCUUGGCAGCCUCGACCGCCUCCCUCAGCGUCGACGCACAGAAGCGCGCCGCCAAGGACGCGCAGAAGAAGACGGCGCAGGCCGAGAAGGCCGCCGAGAAGCAAGCCUCCAAGAUAGCCAACAGCGUCGUCACCAUCAAGCGGGUCGAGCGCAACAAGCGGAAAUUCGUCACGGCCGUCUCGGGCCUCGAGGCGUUUGGCCUCGAUCUGAAGAAGGUCUCCAAGGAGUUUGGCAAGAAGUUCGCCACCGGUAGCAGUGUAACAAAGGUGCCGAGCGGUGGCGAGGAGAUCGUGGUGCAGGGUGACGUGAGUGACGAAAUCGAAGAGUUCCUCCUGGAGAAAUACAAGGACAUCCCAGAGGACAACAUCGAGUUGGUGGACGACAAGGCCAAGAAGAAGGCGUCACAAUAG